UUGCACUUUGCUGAGCUUGAUUUUUGCUUGUAUGCAUGGAAAGCUGUCAUUUUUAUCUACUACUAUUGUUUUCCUUGCCAUAUAUAAAGCAUUGAUUUUUAGUGUCUUUUACAUAAUUAAUGCUUAUAAUAAGCACCCACCUAUUCUUACAGAGAGCUCCCCUGUUUUUGUGGGUGCUUCCUCUUCUUCUUCUAUUUCGUUUCUCUACUGUUUCUCUGCUGCAGUUUGGACUUCAGAACUUGUUCUUGUCUCUUUGGUCACUGCUUCUGAGGCUUUUGUCCCAUGAAGAUGCUAGUGGCGCUGCUCUUGCUACUGACAUUGAGCAAUGCUGUCAAAAUUAAUGGUGAAGAGGAUGGACAGUGUGAUUAUAAGCUGACAUUGGAACCAAGACCCCAUAGUGUGACCAUAUCCGAGUUUGGUGCUGUGGGAGAUGGUAAAACGUUGAAUACCAUUGCCUUCCAGAAUGCCAUUUUUUAUCUCAAGUCCUUUGCUGAUAAGGGAGGUGCUCAGCUUUAUGUGCCUCCGGGAAGGUGGCUUACAGGAAGCAUCAACCUUACCAGCCACCUUACACUCUUCUUGGAAAAAGGUGCUGUCAUUCUUGGAUCUCAGGACCCAUCUCAUUGGGAAGUUGUUGAACCUUUACCCUCAUAUGGUAGAGGGACUGAACUUCCUGGAGGAAGAUAUCGAAGCUUGAUAAAUGGAUAUAUGUUACAUGAUGUGGUGAUUACAGGUGAUAAUGGAACCAUUGAUGGGCAGGGAUCGGUUUGGUGGGAUUGGUACAGUUCUCAUUCUUUGAACUAUAGCCGCCCUCAUCUGGUGGAGUUUGUAGCGUCUGAUUAUGUAGUAGUUUCAAAUCUUACUUUCUUGAACGCCCCUGCAUAUAACAUACAUCCAGUCUAUUGCAGUAAUGUUCAUGUUCAGAAUGUCUCUGUCUCUGCUCCUCCUGAAUCCCCUCACACUGUGGGUAUAGUCCCAGAUUCUUCUGAUAAUGUGUGCAUUGAGGAUUGCAUCAUUAAGAUGGGAUAUGAUGCCAUUGCCCUCAAGAGUGGUUGGGAUGAGUAUGGAAUUUCUUAUGGAAGACCUACCACAGAUGUACACAUCAGAAGAGUCCACCUGCAGUCAUCUUCGGGGUCUUCUCUUGCUUUUGGUAGUGAGAUGUCUGGUGGCAUUUCAAAUGUGCUUGUUGAGCAUAUCCACCUAUACCAUUCAUUUAGUGGCAUUGAGUUUAGAACUACAAAGGGAAGAGGUGGUUACAUCGAAAAGAUCAUUAUAUCAGAUGUUAAAAUGGAAAACAUCUACUUGGCAUUGGCCGCCACUGGCCAGUGUGGGUCCCAUCCAGAUGACAAGUAUGAUCCUAGUGCUCUACCAAUUUUGGACCACAUCACCUUGCGGGAUGUGAUUGGCACAAACAUCACAAUUGCUGGACAGUUCACAGGAAUACAAGAAUCUCCUUUCACUUCUAUCUGUCUAUCCAAUGUCUCCUUAUCUAUCAAUUCUGGAUCUCCCACUUCUUGGGUAUGUUCCAAUGUCUUUGGCUUUACGGAGUCUGUGUUCCCAGAACCUUGCCCCGACCUUGAGAGCUAUUCAAAUUCAUCAUCAGAUUGCUUUUCCUUCCUGCAUUUAAAUGGAAAAGCUGCAGCCUUAUGAUACCAUUCCUCCUUGCCACAAUCAUACUUUUCAGCCAGUUGAACAUUUCUAUCAAUUACCAUUUCAAAUUAGGUCACAUUCUUUCCAAUAAGACACAUGUCUACAAUAUUUGUUUCUUCAUCCCUUAUAUUUGCAUUCUUGCAUGUUGCGGUCUACAGCUUAUUUGUACAGCUUCAUUUCUUUAUUCAUGUGUAAGGAAAUUUUUGGUAGUGAUGGUGCAGAGGUACUCAGGAGUCAGGAUGUCGUUAGUAUUGCAUUAUAAUUCCAUUGUAAAAUGUUUAUUUGAUGUGGAGUGACAUAUCAGAUAAGAUGGUAGAUAUGAAAGGAUAUUUCUAGAGGGGUUAUGUGAUUGGAAUAAAGGGUUUUUGGACAUCAAAGUAAAGAUAGAAUGGAUGGGUUGGUUACUCUUUUAA
Messenger RNA from Quercus robur (English oak), 2060 nucleotides. Its product is annotated as probable polygalacturonase. The transcript is spliced from 6 exons. Gene Ontology annotation, molecular function: polygalacturonase activity. The record is from RefSeq and is a predicted model, not a curated record. Gene Ontology annotation, biological process: carbohydrate metabolic process. The coding region runs from base 283 to 1647 and encodes 454 amino acids. Lineage: Eukaryota; Viridiplantae; Streptophyta; Magnoliopsida; Fagales; Fagaceae.